Centropristis striata (black sea bass) is the source of this 1442-nucleotide messenger RNA. It is a transcript of the gene lzic, whose product is annotated as leucine zipper and CTNNBIP1 domain containing. The transcript has 7 exons. Gene Ontology annotation, molecular function: beta-catenin binding. Bases 236 to 805 code for a protein of 189 amino acids. Lineage: Eukaryota; Metazoa; Chordata; Actinopteri; Perciformes; Serranidae. The record is from RefSeq and is a predicted model, not a curated record.
CACCCUCACUCCGGAGUUACGUUCACAAUCACAAACCCAUAAGCAACCCGACAAACACUCAGUUAAAUAACCUGUAGCCGCAGCUAUUUUAAAGUAUUUCUUGUCGAGGUAAUCCAACUCAAUGAUCCAGUUAUUUUUGUUUUAUAUCCGUCAAGCUGGUGGACAUAUUUAAGUCAUCGUGCGGCUGAUUUAUAACUGUUUACAACCAGGUUUGCAGCAAGAUUUUAGCGUAAGCAUGGCUUCUCGCGGAAAAUCAGAAACAGGUAAAUUGAGGCAAAACAUGGAAGAGCAGCUUGACAGACUGAUGCAGCAGCUUCAGGAUCUGGAGGAAUGCAGAGAAGAGCUGGACGAUGAAGAGUAUGAGGAGACAAAAAAGGAAACCUUGGAGCAGUUGAGUGAAUUCAAUGAAUCCCUGAAGAAGAUCAUGACAGGAGACAUGACACUUGUGGAUGAACUCAGUGGAAUGCAGCUGGCAAUCCAGGCCGCCAUCAGCCAAGCUUUCAAAACCCCAGAGGUGAUCCGACUUUUCGCUAAGAAGCAGCCGGGACAGCUGAGAACCAGACUGGCAGAGAUGGACCGAGAUGUCAUAGUGGGGAAACUGUCACGGGACAUGUACACACAGCAGAAAAUGGAAAUCCUAACAGCCCUGAGAAAACUUGGAGAGAAGCUCACUUCGGAGGAUGAGACUUUUCUGACAGAAAAUGCUACAGCUACUCUGAGCCAGUUUGAAAAAGUGACUGCCAAUUUAGGCUCCGAAGACAAAAUUUUGGCUUUAGCUAGCUCUGGUGUGAAAACCAAGGCGUAGUGAUUCUACAAAAUGCUGAUUUUAACUUUGUGUCUUUAUUACCAAGUCAGAAAUGUGCCAAUUGAUCAGUGAUUUUGUAAAUAAUCAGUGCACUUCUAGGUGUUGCUUUAGGCACUAACACUUUUUUAGCAGUAUUGGUUUUUUUUACCCCUCGACUUUUGUAAAUGUCUUUUAUCUGUCCAGAUGGGUGUAAAAUUGUAUUAUAGGUACGAGCAUGUGAUUUGUGAAAUAUGACGACAUGUACAUGAAUGUUCAAGAGAAAUACUCUGUUGUGAUUUGUGCUGUAUUUCUUAUUGGGUUGCUGUUUUUUUUUUCUUAAAACUGAAAAAUUCAACAUUGUUGUUUUUAAGAUUGUUGAUGUCCUGAACGAGUGCUGCAAAUAUUCAAGAUGUCAUUUUAUUUGAACUAAACUGUGCUGUUUACGGGGAUUUGGACAAAAUAACAGAAAUACAAUACAGACAGAACUUUGGUGUAAUUAAAAUACACUACAAAGACAGAAACAAUAGUAAGUCUAUUUGUAUGCAAUACACUAUUUCAGAGGUUUUCAAUCUUUUUUCACCCCUUACAAGAUAGAGAAUAUAUUGUGGAUACUGUAUAUCCCUUGGAAUAAUUUCACAUAGCCUAUUUUGAUGUUAUA